UCUCCCGUAUGACUUCGGCCAUUUCAGCUCCACCGGCAUAACCCCCACCGGUCCCAGCUCCUGAACGGGAAGGUAUCUGAUAACAUUUGAAGAUGAGCGAACAAGCCAUUUCUUUCGCCAAGGACUUCUUGGCCGGUGGCAUCGCCGCUGCCAUCUCCAAAACAGCUGUGGCCCCCAUCGAGAGAGUGAAGCUGCUCCUCCAGGUACAACAUGCCAGCAAACAGAUCACAGCCGACAAGCAGUACAAGGGCAUCGUGGACUGCAUUGUUCGUAUCCCCAAGGAGCAGGGAUUCCUUUCAUUCUGGAGAGGAAAUCUGGCAAACGUCAUCAGAUACUUCCCCACACAGGCUCUCAACUUUGCAUUCAAGGACAAGUACAAGAAGAUUUUCCUCGACGGCGUGGACAAGCACAAACAGUUCUGGAGGUACUUCGCCGGGAACUUGGCCUCCGGUGGUGCUGCUGGAGCCACGUCGCUGUGCUUCGUCUACCCCCUCGACUUCGCCAGAACACGUCUGGCUGCUGAUGUCGGCAAAGCUGGGCAGGAGCGUGAAUUCAAAGGCCUGGGAGACUGCUUGGUGAAGAUCUCAAAGUCUGAUGGCAUCAAGGGUCUCUACCAGGGCUUCAGCGUUUCAGUACAGGGCAUCAUUAUCUACAGAGCUGCUUACUUUGGCAUCUAUGACACAGCCAAGGGCAUGCUUCCAGAUCCCAAGAACACACACAUUGUUGUCAGCUGGAUGAUUGCUCAGUCUGUGACUGCAGUUGCUGGUCUUGUGUCUUACCCCUUUGAUACCGUCCGUCGUCGUAUGAUGAUGCAGUCUGGACGCAAAGGAGCUGACAUCAUGUACAGUGGCACCCUCGACUGCUGGAGGAAGAUCGCACGUGAUGAGGGCAGCAAAGCUUUCUUCAAGGGAGCUUGGUCCAAUGUUCUCAGAGGCAUGGGUGGUGCUUUCGUGCUGGUCCUGUACGAUGAGCUUAAGAAAGUCAUCUAAAUUGAUCUUUUUUGUAUGUCCGCUGUUCAUAUUGUGAAGUUAAACUGUAACAUAUCUUGUACAUUUGGAAGGACUUAAAUGGCGCAAUAUUUAUAGGGACCAACUAGUAUACUGCUACUAGUUGUACUGGGGGAAUCUGUUAUGCACUCUUCUCUUGGCCCAUGUUUUUUGUUUUUGUUUUGCCCCUCACCAGAAUGUCAUUCCCUGAACACAGGAACCUUGCCGGAAAAGCAAAUAAAGGCAACCUACUGAGUGAU
This is a messenger RNA of Myripristis murdjan (pinecone soldierfish), 1246 nucleotides long. RefSeq names its product solute carrier family 25 member 5 (gene slc25a5). Gene Ontology annotation, cellular component: mitochondrial inner membrane. The transcript has 4 exons. NCBI's taxonomy places the organism in Eukaryota, Metazoa, Chordata, Actinopteri, Holocentriformes, Holocentridae. The record is from RefSeq and is a predicted model, not a curated record. The coding region runs from base 93 to 989 and encodes 298 amino acids. Gene Ontology annotation, biological process: mitochondrial ADP transmembrane transport; mitochondrial ATP transmembrane transport; negative regulation of mitochondrial outer membrane permeabilization involved in apoptotic signaling pathway. Gene Ontology annotation, molecular function: ATP:ADP antiporter activity.